Colletotrichum godetiae is the source of this 1185-nucleotide messenger RNA. RefSeq lists its product as uncharacterized. The record is from RefSeq and is a predicted model, not a curated record. NCBI's taxonomy places the organism in Eukaryota, Fungi, Ascomycota, Sordariomycetes, Glomerellales, Glomerellaceae. Bases 431 to 742 code for a protein of 103 amino acids. The transcript has a single exon.
CAACGGAAUCCAGGAAGGACUUGGACGGGCUGUCCAACAGUGUCCGAGACCCCACGUCGGCCGUACGGCCCCUCUCUCGCUGAAAUAUCAUUCCGGUUUCCUCCCUGUCAUUCACGGACAAUCCAGCUCGCGCCCGGCAGCACAAGGCCGGGGGCGGGGGAGAACCAACUGACCUCUCGCGUCACAACAUCCCGUGCGACGGUACCCAGGAAUAGACAAGAUCUGACCCAAACGUGUUACGCAUUGCAUACAUCCUCAGGACGUCUUUCUUUUUCUUCCCUUGUUCGUCUUACCUCUCUCCCCACGGGACGUGCCCAGGCCCCGCCGCGCAGUGCGAGGGUGAGCCGAGGAUCGUGUCACCCUCUAUCCCGUACCUCAGCCCAAGGUCUGCAUACAUGAUUGAAGCACGAUUACCACACAUGGCAACACCAUGGGUCCUGCUGAACGACCCCGUCCGAGGCUGUCCUUCGUGGCACCGCGUCUCCUGGCUUCGGCUCGGCUUGCGGCCUCCACUGGCUGCGAGAUUUGUCGGGCCGCGCGAUCGCUAAGCCCAGCUCGUGGCAUUGGUCUACAACCUGUCGUACUCGGAGGCGGGCGGGGAGGCGCGAGUACCGUAUAUGAUGACUCUGCAAUGACCUGCCUCGAAUCUCUUGUGGCUUGGUCCGACGGCCGCGAGACACCUAUGAUGGCCUAUCUAACAGCACACCACGAGCCUUUCUCUUGGGACAUGCAUGUCUUCUGAGACCUUUCACCAGUCUGCGAUGGAAAGAAGACGCGAAGCAUGGCGUGAGAGGCGGAUUCCUGGAACGGACCUGCGCGACAGCAAAUUUGACUCCAUUACACAAACUUUUGCACAUGACCUUCACAACAGAUUCUUGCGCACCCUCAAGGGACCUUUCAAUGCUCUCUCAAGACUCUGGCGAUAGGUACAGGAUACUGUCUAAUGCUUAUGUCGGCCAAGAUGCCUUGUGGUGAUACCCUUUUACGAGUUCGUGUUGGUCGUAGCUGUGUUCCUCGUGCUUCUAAAUAGUCACUCGAGGCUGAACAGAUCGUCUGCGUAAACUCGUGUUGGAAACUUGCUCUCUUGCUGAAUCGGAAACGGAACAAUAGUUUUCAUGCCAUGUUUCCUUGAGCUACACAGAGACAGCGGGCUCUUUUGAAGCCGAACGGCUGCUUGCGUUUACC